CACACGUGCAGCCAGGCGGCCUGGCCUCUUGUAGCCGCAGUGUCACCCAGUGCCCUAGACAUGGCCGAUUACCUGAUCAGCGGCGGCACCAGCUAUAUCCCUGAUGACGGCCUCACUGCCCAGCAGCUCUUCGGGGCUGGUGAGGGGCUGACAUACAAUGACUUCCUCAUUCUUCCUGGGUACAUAGAUUUCACAGCAGAUCAGGUGGAUUUGACUUCUGCACUCACCAAGAAAAUUACCCUGAAGACCCCAAUGGUUUCAUCCCCGAUGGACACAGUGACAGAGGCCAAUAUGGCGAUUGCAAUGGCGUUAACAGGUGGUUUUGGAGUUAUGCAUCAUAAUUGCACACCAGAAUUCCAAGCAAACGAAGUUCGGAAAGUAAAAAAAUACGAGCAGGGGUUCAUCACUGAUCCAGUUGUACUAAGUCCCAGACACAGAGUCCAUGAUGUGUUUGAAUCAAAAGCGCGGCACGGCUUUUGUGGCAUCCCUAUUACUGAGAACGGCAAGAUGGGCAGUAAACUUGUUGGCAUCAUUUCAUCAAGAGAUAUCGACUUUCUCAAACCUGAGGAACAUGAUCAGCCUCUUAGUGAAAUAAUGACCAGGCGGGAAGACCUUGUUGUUGCGCCAGCUGGUGUCACAUUGAAGGAAGCAAAUGAAAUCUUACAGAGAAGUAAAAAAGGAAAGCUCCCAAUUGUAAACGAGAAAGAUGAACUGGUGGCAAUAAUUGCUCGCACAGACCUGAAGAAGAACAGGGAUUACCCGCUAGCUUCUAAAGAUGCCAAGAAGCAGCUGCUGUGUGGCGCAGCCAUUGGUACUCACGAGGAUGACAAGUACCGUUUGGAUCUUCUGGUGCAAGCAGGAGUGGACGCUGUAGUUCUUGAUUCUUCCCAAGGAAACUCCAUUUACCAGAUAAAUAUGAUAAAGUACAUCAAGGAGAAGUAUCAAGAUCUACAGGUCAUUGCAGGAAAUGUGGUGACUGCAGCACAGGCGAAGAAUCUGAUAGAUGCUGGGGCAGAUGCUUUGAGAGUGGGAAUGGGAAGUGGCUCCAUUUGUAUAACGCAAGAAGUUGCUCCACAGAUCCCUCCAGACUUAAAGUCCCACAGCCCCAAAUGCCCUUCUAGUGUGACAGGCAUCUAUAUGCUGGCGUGUGGCCGACCACAGGCUACAGCUGUAUACAAAGUAUCAGAGUACGCUCGGAGGUUUGGGGUCCCAGUAAUUGCUGAUGGGGGUAUCCAGACAGUUGGACACAUUGCAAAAGCUUUGGCCCUCGGUGCUUCCACAGUCAUGAUGGGCUCCUUGUUGGCAGCAACUUCAGAAGCGCCAGGUGAAUACUUCUUCUCGGAUGGCAUUCGGCUGAAGAAGUACCGUGGCAUGGGCUCUCUGGACGCCAUGGACAAGAAUGUCAGUAGCCAGAAGCGUUACUUCAGUGAGGCGGAUAAAAUUAAAGUGGCUCAGGGUGUAUCGGGUGCGGUACAGGACAAGGGAUCCAUUCACAAGUUUAUUCCAUAUUUAAUUGCUGGAAUCCAGCACUCCUGCCAGGAUAUAGGUGCCAAAAGCUUAACGCAAGUCCGGUCCAUGAUGUAUUCUGGGGAACUGAAGUUUGAGAAGAGGACGAUGUCUGCACAAGUUGAAGGAGGCGUCCAUGGGCUUCACUCGUAUGAGAAGAGACUGUAUUGAUUGUACUAAAGCUGACACCUGCCAUUGCACCUUCUGCCAUUAAAUCAGCUGAUGCUGACACCUCCCACUGCGACUGUUCAUGCUGCCAAUGACUGCACACGUUCUAAGCAAACUGCUGUCUUAUAUGUCUGCCUGUUGUCCUGGGGCCCCAGAGGCUUGUUAACAUUUUUAUAAUAAAACAGUUAAAUAA
Molecule: messenger RNA, 1867 nt
Organism: Bombina bombina (fire-bellied toad)
Lineage: Eukaryota; Metazoa; Chordata; Amphibia; Anura; Bombinatoridae
Gene: IMPDH2
Product: inosine monophosphate dehydrogenase 2
Exons: 15
Coding region: 61-1677 (538 amino acids)
Biological process (GO): GTP biosynthetic process
Cellular component (GO): cytoplasm
Molecular function (GO): IMP dehydrogenase activity
Source: RefSeq, a predicted model, not a curated record